CGCGCGCACUCUCGGGCUCACGGCUCCCGCCGCGGGGUUGAGGCGGGUUUCCAAACGCUGUGGAGGCGCCGCAGUGCGCGCAGGAGUGGAGCUGCCUCCGCGUCAGAGCCAGCGCUGGAGCCUUUCUCCCUUUUCUCCGGCUUCCGUGCUGAGGCUCAAAACCAGAGCGCGGGGCGGCACCCUGCCCCGGGCAUGGCGAUCCGCCGGGCUGAGGGCGCGGGUCCGGCUCCCUGGGCGCAGCUGGAGGCCCCCGCCCGCCUCCUGCUGCAGGCGCUGCAGGCGGGGCCCGAGGGCACGCGGGGCGGCCUCGGGGUGCUGCGGAAGCUGGGCAGCGGCGGCGGGGAGCCCUUCGGCUGGGGCCGCUUCCUCGAGGCGCUGUGUCGGGAGGAGCCGGUUGUGGAGGGGCCGGACUGCCGCCUGGAGCUGAAACCACUGCUGCUGCAAUUGCCCCGGUUAUGCCAAAGGAACCUGAUGUCCUUGCUGAUGGCUGUCUGGCCAUCACUGCCUGAAAACAGGCUCCUCCCUGUGCUGCAGAUUGCCCAGCAAGACCCUGACCCCUGGCUACGAGCCCUAGGGGAAUUGCUGCAAAGGGAUCUAGGAGUUGGGGCCUCCAUUGAGGGAGCAUCCCCACUGUCCACAAGGUGCCAGAGACAGCUUCGAGGCCUGUGUAUGCGGCUGGGUCAGGGGGGCAGGAUGUUGAAGUUGCUUCAGGCCCCAGACCCCAAAGAGGGAGAAGUGGAAAAGGAGGAGGAAGACACAGAUUCCCAGAAACUUGGGAAACGCAGAAAGGAUCCGGAGGAGGAGCCUGCCAGUCCCGAGGGGGAGAGGGCCCCCAAAAGGUUCCGAUGUUUGGAAAGGGAGGAGGGGGAAGAUCAUACGGAGGAGAGAGCUGAACGUGAAUCAUCGGAAUCCCGGGCAGAUGGAGGAGCUGCAUCACCCAUUAAGAACCAGACUGUCUUGAGGGCUGAGAUCAAUGAGGCUGGUCAGAAUCUGGAGGAUGCUAAGGGCCUAGUUGAGAAUGUGGAGUUGCCCAAAGCUGUCCAGGACCAGCUUUCCAGGCUGCAGCAGCUGCUGAAGACGUCUGGGGAGGGGUUGGAGGGUGCCCCACCGGUUGAGCUGCAGCUUCUCCAUGAAUGCAGUCCAAGCCAGGUGGACCUACUGUGUGCCCAGCUGCAGCUCCCCCAGCUCUCAGACACAAGUCUCCUGCAGCUCUGCUCCUGGCUGCUGGCCCUUUCACCGGACCUCAGCUUCAGUAAUGCUACCGUGCUGACCAGGAGCUUAUUUCUUGGUCGGAUCCUUUCCCUGACUUCCUCAGCCUCCCGCCUGCUCACGACUGCCCUGAUCUCCUUCUGUGCCAAGUAUACCUAUCCUGUCUGCAGAGCCCUCCUUGGCCCGGUGCUCGAGGCCCCAGGCACAGGUCCAGUGCAAAUGGAGUUGCUGUGCUGCCUUAUGAAGGCUCUGGAGCCAGACACGCAGGUUCUGAUGCUGGGACAGAUCUUGGAGCUGCCCUGGAAGGAGGAGACUUUCUUGGUGCUGCAGUCACUCCUGGAGCAGCAGGUGGAGAUGACCCCUGAGAAGUUCAGUGUCCUGAUGGAGAAGCUCUGUGAAGAGGGACCGGCAGCCACAACGUCCAUGGCCUAUGCCAAGCUUAUGCUGACAGUGAUGACCAAGUACCAGACCAUUAUCACUGAGACACAGAGGCUGGGCCUGGCCAAGGCCUUAGAGCACAACACCACCUUCCUGAGGAAGUCCCUACAGGCCGCCCUAAGACAUCUCACCUCCUGACCAUCCACCAAGGGACCACUCAUGGUGUUCCCUCACCAGAUUCCUGAAGGACACUUCUGUCCUGAUGAACUUGCCCCGAUCCCUUGCCUGAGGGUAAAGGCUGACUGAACCUGGCCAACCCAGAGACCAGCUGCCUCCUUUCUGAGGUUCCAGAGAGGAUGAGCGUCUUGGUUUUCCAGCCAGCAGAGCUGCCCAUGCCAGGGCUGGAUGAGCUGUCCUUUUCAAGGGCUGUUGACACAGGGCUCAAUCCUCAUCACUUCUACCUUAGGCCCCAGGGACAGAAACUUUCCACUAGGCAUCUGCCUUAGUUAUCUAGUGCUCCUAUAACAGAAAUAUCACACGUGGAUGGCUUUAAAAAAAGUUUAUUCUCUCACAGUUUAGGAGGUUGGAAGUCCAGAUUCAGGGCACCAGCUCCAGGGAAGGCUUUUUCUCUCUCUCAGCUCUGAGGGAAAGUCCUUGUCAUAAAUCUUCCCCUGGUCUAGGAGCUUCUCAGUGCAGGGACCCCAGUUCCAAAGGAUGCGCUCUGCUCAAGACUCAUCUUUCUUGAUGAUAGGAGGUCCCUCCCCUCUCUGCUUGAUUCUCUCUUUUAUAUCUCAGGAGAGAUUGUCUCAAGAUAACUUAAUCCUGUAGAUCGAGUCCUGCCUCAUUAACAUAACUGCCUCUGAUUCUGCCUUAUUCACAUGAUAGAUGUUAUGAUUUAUAACACAUAGAAUAAUUAGAUCACAAAAUGGUGGACAACCACACAAUACUGGGCAUCAUGGCCUAGCCAAGUUGACACACAUUUUGAGGGGACACAACUCAAUCCAUAACAGCAACCACAGGGUCAAAGCAGACCCCCGAGUAGAUGCAUGAUGCUCCAGCAGCCCUGGGUGGACGUGUGUGCUCAAUUCAAAGCUUUCGUGCUUACAUGUAUGUUACGACCUUUUGCGUUUUUAUAUCUGAUGUGAAUAAUAAUUUAUCAGAGAUAUUUAAUAAAAGCAGCAAGUUCAAUGAU
Messenger RNA from Loxodonta africana (African savanna elephant), 2779 nucleotides. It is a transcript of the gene FANCE, whose product is annotated as FA complementation group E. Gene Ontology annotation, cellular component: Fanconi anaemia nuclear complex. Gene Ontology annotation, biological process: interstrand cross-link repair. The transcript is spliced from 10 exons. The coding region runs from base 193 to 1785 and encodes 530 amino acids. Lineage: Eukaryota; Metazoa; Chordata; Mammalia; Proboscidea; Elephantidae. The record is from RefSeq and is a predicted model, not a curated record.